Molecule: messenger RNA, 1077 nt
Organism: Lathyrus oleraceus (garden pea)
Lineage: Eukaryota; Viridiplantae; Streptophyta; Magnoliopsida; Fabales; Fabaceae
Exons: 1
Coding region: 1-1077 (358 amino acids)
Molecular function (GO): catalytic activity
Source: RefSeq, a predicted model, not a curated record
AUGAUUAUUGCGUCGUAUAAUAUCCGUGGGUGUGGAUGCAAUGCUAAAUUGCAUUCUUUGAGAAAAUUAGUUGGAGAUUCAAAGGCAGAUGUGUGUUUUAUUCAAGAAACCAAGAUUCAUGCUAUUGAUAAUUUUCCUGUGGACUCUUUUUGGAGUGAUUCUAUUGCGGAUUGGAGUUCUAAAUGGGCAGUGGGUAGAUCGGGAGGUAUUUUAACAUUGUGGAAGAAAAAGUCUUUUAUCCUAGUUUCUAGUUUUGUUGGGGAAGGAUUUCUUGGAAUCCAUGUGUUGUGGUCCGGUUUCAAUCUUUUCUUGGUGAAUGUGUAUUCCUCUUGUUUUAUUGAGAAGAAGAAGGCUUUUUGGGGGAGGCUUGUAGAGUUUAAAGCAAAAUUUCCAGAUGGGUUGUGGUGUGUUGGUGGUGAUUUUAAUACUGUUCGGGUUAAAGUGGAGAGGAAGGGUAUAUCGAAUAAUUUUAAUCUAAAAGAGGCGGAGGACUUUGAGGAUUUUAUUAGUUCGAUGGAUCUUGUGGAUGUUCCUUUGAUUAAUAAGAAGUUUACCUGGUUCAAUAUGGAUGGGAGUGCUUGUAGUAGGUUGGAUAGAUUUCUCAUUUCUGAGAAAUUAUUUGACUUGUGGGGUGUGGGAGGGAUUGUGGUGGGGGAUAGGUCUAUUUCAGACCAUUGUCCUAUUUGGUUAAAUUGCAAGAUUGUGGAUUGGGGUCCGAAACCUUUUAAGUUUUUUAAAGGGUGGUGUGAGCAUGAUGAUUUCAUUCCUUUGGUGAGGGAUGUUUGGAAGAAUACUUUUAGGGGAGGGAAGGCGAGCUAUAUUUUGAAAGAAAAAUUGUUGGCGGUGAAAUUAAAAUUGAAGAGUUGGAAUAAAGAAGUCUUCGGGAUGCUUGAUUUGAAUGUGGAUAAAGCGGUGGGUGAGCUUAAUUCGUUGGAUUUGGUGGUAGCGGAUUUAGCGGAGGAUGGUUUGGUUGAUUCGGUGAGGAGAAAUAGAGAGGUGGCUUCGAAAGAGGUGUGGGAUACUAUGUUCUUACGAGAUAACUUUUUGCGGCAAAAAGCUAGGUGUAAUUGGAUUUGA